AUGGAGAAUCCAAAAAACGUGACUGAAUUCAUUCUUUUGGGCAUUAUGAAGAAUCCAGAUCUUAGGAAGAUACUCUCUGCUGUGUUUCUAAUCACGUAUGUGGCUACAGUUUUGGGAAACCUACUCAUUGUGCUAACACUGACUGCAAGUCAGAGUCUGAAGUCACCUAUGUAUUUUUUCCUUACUUCUUUGUCCCUUAUGGAUGCCACCUACUCUUCUGUCAUUGCCCCCAAGAUGAUUGUGGACUCCCUGUCUGAGAGCACUACCAUCUCCCCUGAAGGCUGCAUGACCCAGCUCUUUGUGGCACAUUUCUUUGGUGGUGUGGGGAUUCUACUGCUCAUUGUGAUGGCCUAUGACUGCUACGUGGCCAUCUGUAAGCUCCUGCACUACAGGAGCAUCAUGAGUCCUCGGGUGUGCUGCCUGAUGGUGGGAGGGGCUUGGCUGGGGGGCUGCACGCAUGCCACGAUACAGCUUCUCUUCAUGUAUCAGAUGCCGUUCUGUGGCCCCAAUGUCAUUGAUCACUUUAUGUGUGACUUGUUUCCAUUGUUGAAACUUGCCUGCAUGGACACCCACAUCCUGGGACUCUUCGUCACCCUCAACAGUGGGGUGAUGUGCAUGGCCAUCUUCCUCAUCCUCAUCACCUCCUACAAGGUCAUUCUCUGCUCUCUGAAGUCCUGCAGUUCUGAAGGGCGGCGCAAAGCCCUCUCCACCUGUGGCUCCCACCUCACAGUGGUCGUGUUGUUCUUUGUGCCAUGUAUUUUCUUGUACAUGAGGCCUGUGGUCACUUACUCCAUAGACAAGGCAAUGGCUGUGUCUGAUUCAAUCAUCACACCCAUGUUAAAUCCCUUGAUCUACACACUGAGGAAUGCAGAGGUGAGAAGCGCUGUAAGAAAACUGUGGAUGAAAUAA
Messenger RNA from Galeopterus variegatus (Sunda flying lemur), 909 nucleotides. RefSeq names its product olfactory receptor 4C6-like. The coding region runs from base 1 to 909 and encodes 302 amino acids. The transcript has a single exon. NCBI's taxonomy places the organism in Eukaryota, Metazoa, Chordata, Mammalia, Dermoptera, Cynocephalidae. Gene Ontology annotation, molecular function: olfactory receptor activity; G protein-coupled receptor activity. Gene Ontology annotation, biological process: G protein-coupled receptor signaling pathway. The record is from RefSeq and is a predicted model, not a curated record. Gene Ontology annotation, cellular component: membrane.